Molecule: messenger RNA, 2532 nt
Organism: Odobenus rosmarus divergens (Pacific walrus)
Lineage: Eukaryota; Metazoa; Chordata; Mammalia; Carnivora; Odobenidae
Gene: PLK3
Product: polo-like kinase 3
Exons: 15
Coding region: 85-2181 (698 amino acids)
Biological process (GO): protein phosphorylation; mitotic cell cycle; DNA damage response
Cellular component (GO): nucleus; spindle pole; cytoplasm
Molecular function (GO): protein binding; protein serine/threonine kinase activity; ATP binding
Source: RefSeq, a predicted model, not a curated record
GGAGGAGGAGCUUCUUGGUGACGUAAGGCCCGGGAGGGGCGUGGCUUCUAGGUGACUCACCGCCUGGAAGGGGGCGGGCUCUUAAUGACGAGACGCCGGGGAGGAGACAGGCGUUCAUUGAUAAAAACGCCGGGCUCCCUCGGGCGCGAGCGCAGCGUAGCAAAUCCCGGCAGCGCCACGCGCGGCCCGGGCCGGGCGGAACCGAAACAAGCCGGGCCCGCGCUGCGACGCACCGCCUGCAUGGAGCCCGCCGCCAGCUUUCUAUCCCCGCGCCACUUCCAGCGUGCGGCCGCCCCGCCCGCGCCCCCUGCCGGGCCCGGGCCGCCUGGGAGUGCCACGCCGGGACCUGAGCUGGAGAUGCUGGCUGGGCCACCGGCGACGGACCCGGGGCGCCUUAUCACCGACCCGCGCAGCGGUCGCACCUACUUCAAAGGCCGCCUGUUGGGCAAGGGGGGCUUUGCCCGCUGCUAUGAGGCCACUGACACAGAGACUGGCAACGCCUACGCGGUCAAAGUCAUCUCACAGAGCCGCAUCACCAAGCCGCAUCAGCGCGAGAAGAUCCUAAACGAGAUUGAGCUGCACCGCGGCCUGCAGCACCGCCACAUCGUACGUUUCUCGCACCACUUUGAGGAUGCUGAUAACAUAUACAUUUUCCUGGAACUCUGCAGCCGAAAGUCCCUGGCCCACAUCUGGAAGGCUCGGCACACUCUGUUGGAGCCAGAGGUGCGCUACUACCUGCGCCAGAUCCUUUCCGGACUCAAGUACUUGCACCAGCGGGGCAUCCUGCAUCGAGACCUCAAGCUGGGGAAUUUUUUUAUCACUGAGAACAUGGAACUGAAGAUGGGGGACUUUGGGCUGGCAACCCGGUUGGAACCCCCGGAACAUAGGAAGAAAACUAUCUGUGGCACCCCCAACUAUGUGGCUCCAGAAGUGCUGCAGAGACAGGGCCAUGGCCCUGAGGCAGACGUGUGGUCCUUGGGCUGUGUCAUGUACACACUGCUGUGCGGGAAUCCCCCCUUUGAGACAGUUGACUUGAAGGAGACAUAUCGCUGCAUCAAACAGGUUCACUACACACUGCCCGCCAGCCUCUCGCUGCCUGCCCGGCAGCUCCUGGCUGCCAUCCUUCGAGCCUCGCCCCAAGACCGCCCCUCAAUUGACCAGAUCCUGCGCUAUGACUUCUUUACCAAGGGCUACACCCCUGACCGGCUCCCUGUCAGCAGCUGUGUGACAGUCCCAGACCUGAUACCCCUUAACCCAGCUAGGAUCCUGUUUGUCAAAGUUACCAAGAGCCUCUUUGGCAGGAAGAAGAAAAGUAAAAACCAUCCUGAGGAGCGGGAUGAGGUCUCCUGUUUGGUGAAUGGCCUCACUCGGACGUCCAUUGGCCGUCAGGAUGCCAGGCCUGAGGCUCCAGCAGCUUCUGGUCCUGCCCCCCUCAGCUUGGUAGAGACAGUGCCUGAAGACAGUUCACCCCGUGGGACACUGGCGAGCAGCGGAGAUGGGUUUGAAGAAGGUCUGACUGUGGCCACAGUGGUGGAGUCAGCCCUCUGUGCUUUGAGAAACUGCCUGGCCUUCAUGCCCCCAGCGGAACAGAACCCAGCUCCCCUUGCACAGCCGGAGCCUCUGGUAUGGGUCAGCAAGUGGGUUGACUACUCCAACAAAUUUGGCUUUGGGUAUCAACUGUCCAGCCGCCGUGUGGCUGUGCUUUUCAACAACGGCACACACAUGGCCCUUUCAGCAAACAGAAAGACUGUGCACUACAACCCCACCAGCACAAAGCACUUUUCCUUCUCUGUGGGUGCUGUGCCUCAGGCCCUGCAGCCUCAGCUGGGUGUCCUCCAGUAUUUUGCCUCCUACAUGGAGCAGCAUCUCAUGAAGGGUGGAGAUCUGCCCAGUGUGGAAGAGGUGGAGGUGCCUGUCCCCCCACUCCUGCUGCAGUGGGUCAAGACGGAUCAGGCCCUACUCAUGCUGUUCAGUGAUGGCACUGUCCAGGUAAACUUCUACGGAGACCACACCAAGCUGAUCCUCAGUGGCUGGGAGCCCCUGCUUGUGACUUUCGUGGCCCGCAACCGUAGUGCUUGUACUUACCUCGCUUCCCACCUGCGCCAGCUGGGCUGCUCUCCAGACCUGCGGCAGCGGCUCCGCUAUGCUCUGCGUCUGCUCCGGGACCGCUGCCCCUCCUAGGCCCUAACCUGCAGAGCAGGCCAUGACCUAAAGCCUCACGUCUGAGGCCUGUGCCUGUAAGGCUCUGGCCCUUGCCUUUGUGGGCCUCCCUGUCCCUUUGGUGCCUCACUGGGGGCUCUGGGCUGAAUCCCCCAGGGAAUCAGGGACCAGCUUUACUGGGGUUGGAGUCUGCGUGUCCCAGCAGCCUCCUACCCCUUCUCCAAGAAAAGCCUGAGCCUUAGUCCCCAGCUAGGGGGCAUUAUUUAUGGACCACUUUUAUUUAUUGACAGACAUUUAUUUAUUGGGAUUGAGCCCCAGGGAGGGCCUCCUCCUGGGAUCCUGGGAUAAUAAACCAUUUUUGCAGAACUUGGA